Molecule: messenger RNA, 5100 nt
Organism: Peromyscus leucopus (white-footed mouse)
Lineage: Eukaryota; Metazoa; Chordata; Mammalia; Rodentia; Cricetidae
Gene: Myo1b
Product: myosin IB
Exons: 32
Coding region: 294-3710 (1138 amino acids)
Biological process (GO): actin filament organization; vesicle transport along actin filament
Cellular component (GO): actin cytoskeleton; vesicle; cytoplasm
Molecular function (GO): ATP binding; microfilament motor activity; actin filament binding
Source: RefSeq, a predicted model, not a curated record
CUUGUCCUGUUGUGCUCUGAGCAGGCUAGGUGCCCGGUUAGAGCGGCGGGUGAUAAGACAGCGCAUAGUCCACCGCAGCUCAUCAUGAAGGCCGGCCCUGGGUGGAUGCUCUGGCCGCCUCUGCCAGCCUGGUAUUGACUUACUUUCCCCUUCUUAUCUGUGUGCAAACUGUUUGUUGUGCUUAGUGUGUUCCCCUGUCACAGCGAAUGUUUCUCUCUCCCUUUCAUAUGAACUGAGCGAUAAAGAGCUGGUUAAGUCUGGAAAACAAUGGAGGAGGAAAGCUGCCGGAGACCAUGGCCAAAAUGGAGGUGAAGUCCUCGCUUCUGGACAACAUGAUUGGCGUGGGAGAUAUGGUUCUCUUGGAGCCGCUCAAUGAGGAGACGUUCAUCGACAACCUCAAGAAGCGCUUCGAUCACAAUGAGAUAUAUACGUACAUUGGAAGUGUGGUUAUAUCCGUGAACCCCUACCGGUCCUUGCCCAUUUACUCGCCUGAGAAAGUGGAAGAUUACAGAAACAGGAACUUUUACGAACUGAGCCCUCACAUCUUUGCUCUGUCAGAUGAAGCGUAUAGAUCCCUCCGUGAUCAAGAUAAAGACCAGUGCAUACUCAUUACUGGAGAAAGUGGAGCAGGAAAAACAGAGGCCAGCAAGCUUGUUAUGUCCUACGUGGCAGCAGUGUGUGGAAAAGGAGCCGAAGUUAAUGAGGUCAAGGAACAGCUUCUGCAGUCCAACCCUGUCCUGGAAGCCUUUGGAAAUGCCAAGACUGUAAGGAACGACAACUCGUCUAGAUUUGGCAAAUACAUGGAUAUUGAAUUUGACUUCAAAGGCGAUCCAUUGGGAGGCGUGAUAAGUAACUAUCUUCUGGAGAAAUCUCGUGUUGUUAAGCAGCCAAGAGGUGAAAGAAACUUCCAUGUGUUCUAUCAGCUGCUCUCUGGAGCCUCCGAGGAGCUGCUCCACAAGCUUAAGCUCGAGCGGGAUUUCAGCAGAUACAACUACCUGAGUCUGGACUCGGCCAAAGUUAAUGGGGUGGAUGACGCUGCCAAUUUCAGAACUGUCAGGAACGCCAUGCAGAUUGUGGGCUUUAUGGAUCACGAAGCCGAGGCUGUCCUGGAGGUGGUAGCAGCCGUUUUGAAACUGGGGAACAUCGAGUUCAAGCCCGAAUCACGAGUGAAUGGUCUGGAUGAAAGCAAAAUCAAAGAUAAAAAUGAGUUAAAAGAAAUUUGUGAAUUGACCAGCAUUGACCAGCUGGUCCUGGAAAGAGCGUUCAGUUUCCGAACAGUUGAAGCCAAGCAGGAGAAAGUUUCGACCACGCUGAACGUGGCUCAGGCUUAUUAUGCCCGUGAUGCCCUGGCUAAAAACCUCUACAGCAGGCUGUUCUCAUGGUUGGUGAAUCGCAUCAAUGAAAGCAUUAAGGCACAAACCAAAGUGAGGAAGAAGGUCAUGGGUGUUCUGGAUAUUUAUGGCUUUGAAAUAUUUGAGAAUGCAGACAACAGCUUUGAGCAGUUUAUUAUUAAUUACUGUAAUGAGAAGCUUCAACAAAUCUUCAUCGAACUUACUCUGAAAGAAGAGCAAGAGGAAUACAUACGGGAGGACAUAGAAUGGACUCACAUUGAUUACUUCAACAAUGCCAUCAUUUGUGACCUAAUAGAAAACAACACGAAUGGAAUCUUGGCCAUGCUGGAUGAAGAAUGCCUGCGCCCCGGCACUGUCACCGACGAGACCUUCCUGGAAAAGCUGAACCAAGUCUGUGCCACCCACCAGCACUUUGAGAGCAGGAUGAGCAAGUGUUCCCGCUUCCUCAAUGACACGACCCUGCCUCACAGCUGCUUCAGAAUCCAGCAUUAUGCUGGCAAGGUGCUGUACCAGGUGGAGGGAUUUGUGGACAAGAACAAUGACCUCCUGUACCGAGACCUGUCCCAAGCCAUGUGGAAGGCCGGCCAUGCCCUCAUCAAGUCUCUGUUCCCCGAAGGGAACCCGGCGAAGGUCAACCUGAAGAGACCUCCUACAGCGGGGUCACAGUUCAAGGCGUCCGUAGCCACUCUGAUGAAGAACCUGCAGACCAAGAAUCCGAACUACAUCAGGUGCAUCAAGCCGAAUGAUAAAAAAGCAGCACACAUUUUCAACGAGAGUCUCGUGUGCCAUCAGAUCAGGUACCUGGGUCUGCUGGAGAAUGUCCGAGUGAGGCGGGCAGGCUACGCCUUCAGGCAGGCCUAUGAACCCUGCCUGGAAAGAUACAAGAUGCUUUGCAAACAAACAUGGCCUCACUGGAAAGGACCAGCAAGGUCUGGUGUAGAGGUUCUGUUUAAUGAGCUAGAGGUUCCUGUGGAAGAGUACUCCUUUGGUAGAUCCAAGAUAUUCAUCCGAAACCCAAGAACAUUAUUUCAAUUAGAAGACCUCAGGAAGCAGCGGCUGGAGGACCUGGCCACUCUGAUUCAGAAGAUUUAUCGAGGAUGGAAAUGUCGUACACAUUUCCUGCUCAUGAAAAGAAGCCAAGUUGUGAUUGCUGCCUGGUGCAGGAGAUACGCGCAACAAAAGCGGUACCAGCAGAUAAAGAGCUCGGCCCUGGUGGUGCAGUCUUACAUCCGGGGCUGGAAGGCUCGAAAACUCCUGCGGGAGCUGAAGCAUCAGAAGCGCUGUAAGGAGGCCGCCACCACCAUCGCGGCGUACUGGCACGGAACCCAGGCGCGAAGGGAGCUGAGACGGCUGAAGGAAGAGGCUAGGAAUAAACAUGCUAUUGCAGUUAUUUGGGCUUACUGGCUUGGAUCAAAGGCUCGGAGGGAAUUGAAACGCUUGAAGGAGGAGGCUAGGCGUAAGCAUGCGGUUGCUGUCAUUUGGGCUUACUGGCUUGGACUGAAGGUACGCCGGGAAUACAGGAAAUUCUUUAGAGCGAAUGCUGGAAAGAAAAUCUAUGAGUUUACACUUCAGAGAAUUGUGCAAAAAUACUUCUUGGAAAUGAAGAAUAAAAUGCCUUCCUUGUCACCAAUAGACAAAAAUUGGCCAUCAAGACCUUACCUGUUCUUGGACUCAACUCACAAGGAGCUGAAAAGGAUCUUCCACUUGUGGAGGUGUAAAAAAUACAGGGACCAGUUCACAGACCAGCAGAAACUUAUUUAUGAAGAGAAGCUAGAGGCCAGUGAACUCUUCAAAGACAAGAAGGCUUUAUAUCCGUCUAGUGUUGGGCAACCAUUCCAAGGAGCUUACCUGGAAAUCAACAAGAACCCAAAAUACAAGAAACUCAAAGAUGCCGUUGAAGAGAAGAUCAUUAUUGCUGAAGUUGUGAACAAAAUUAACCGUGCUAAUGGGAAGAGUACAUCCCGGAUUUUCCUCUUGACAAACAAUAACCUUCUCCUUGCUGACCAAAAGUCUGGGCAGAUCAAGUCUGAGGUCCCCCUGGGGGAUGUGACGAAGGUGUCCAUGAGUUCACAGAAUGAUGGCUUCUUUGCCGUCCACCUCAAGGAGGGCUCAGAAGCAGCCAGUAAGGGAGACUUCCUCUUCAGCAGCGACCACCUGAUUGAAAUGGCCACCAAGCUGUAUCGCACGACUCUCAGCCAAACCAAUCAGAAGCUCAACAUCGAGAUCUCCGACGAGUUCCUGGUACAGUUCAGACAGGACAAAGUGUGUGUGAAGUUUAUUCAAGGCAACCAGAAGAACGGGAGCGUGCCAACCUGCAAACGAAAGAACAAUCGGCUCCUGGAAGUCGCCGUCCCUUAAGAGACGCUUCCUCUCUGCCCUCAUGGACUUGUUUCUUCGUAAUAGUGCAAUUUGAUUUUGUUUUAUUUGGGGCUCACAGUAUGUUUGGGGAUUGCCAGAGGCUAGCUGUUAGAGUCCUUUGGCAAAAUUAAAAGUAUUUGACUAAUCAGUUUUAAUUAUUGGAAUAGUUAAUCCUUAAGUCCACAGUCUGCCCUGGGCAGGAUUAUAGAAAUUAACAAUGUCUGUUUCUGUGUCCUAUGUGUUUUCUCCUCAGUUACCAUUUUAGACUUGUGUCCCACAAACCCACGUAUUACCCAUAAAUCAUUAGUACUUGUAAGCGUAGGAGGAGGCUUACAUUCAUUUACCAGAUAUUUAUUGAACGCCUGUUUUUUGCUGGGCACUGUGCUGAACUUAUUAGGAACCUUUUUAUUUUUAAAGCUGUUGCCUUCUGGCUGAUGUGUGCUGGCAAAACAACAGUUAAGAAGGUGGAAGAGAUGGAGGCCGAAUGAUGCCGCUCGUGAUGAGAGCAUUAGCAGGAACCCUGUAGUGUGACGUCAACAGUACACACAACGGGAAGCCGGGGCCUGGGGGGAUUGGAGGUAGAUGAUUGGGUGAAAUUCCUCUGCUCUUUUGUUUUGUUUUUUUUAAUCUAUUUGAAAAAGAGAAAACUGACAUUUGGAAGUGCACAGUUACUUGUUCAGGUCCCCAUUAAUUACUUUCUGUUAGAAACAGAAGUCACUCUCACUUUAGGAAAAGUAACUGAAGCGGGCAGCAGAAUGCUGUGCUGCCGUCCAGGAGACGCACGAGAUGGGGCCUGCGAUACCCAUGGUGCCUGCGCCCAGAGUCAGUAGCUAUGGAAACGUCACAUAAGAAAAGGCCGAGAGCCGCCACCGUGCAGAGUGGCAGAUCUUCUCUCCGAUGUGCAAUAAAACAUCCAAGAUCGCCUUUGAAAGUUUUAUUUAUAAUAUACAUUUUUUUUGUAUGAGAGAGGUUCAGGGUGUGUAUUUUAGUCAAAGAUCAAAAUUAAGUUAGAAUUAGUGUUCAGGGCUUAUUUUUUUUUCUUUCUUUAAAAUUUACAGUAAGGAUUUACUUUGGAAACCACAUUUUAAACUCGGAAUUGAAUUGUUUCUUAUUUGGGAGGAUCAUGUACAUACACUGGGACUCUGUUAAAUAAUAAAAUUGUUCUAAUUUGGUGCCAUUUGCUGGAUCACAGCUGUAUUUUUGUAUCUGAAGCUAUUUUCAUAUGUUACAUGUCUAAUGUGUCACAGAAAGGUUUUCCAUCCAGACAUUACAUGGUCUCUGUGUUAAUGGCCUUCCACCAAUCUUUUUGUACCAGGAUCAGCCAAUGGAAAUACUCUCUGGGGAUUUUCUUUUGAUUUUUGUACUUAAAAAAAAAAUUCUGAUAAAGAAA